Molecule: messenger RNA, 1794 nt
Organism: Phlebotomus argentipes
Lineage: Eukaryota; Metazoa; Arthropoda; Insecta; Diptera; Psychodidae
Exons: 2
Coding region: 308-1537 (409 amino acids)
Source: RefSeq, a predicted model, not a curated record
GGAACAUUCCCAGCAGGAGGAAAGUGUACGCCAGGCACUCAGUCAAGAGGAUUGGCGGAAUGUCUGCAAAAAAGGAAAAAAAGCUGUCGUCUAAGCUCCGCCCAUUUGUUCGCCCCUCCCAGUUAUUUUAUUAAAUGCUUCAAACACUCAUUCUUCAUAGUUUUUGUGAUCAUUCUCGCUUAUAAACAAUAUAAUCUUAUCUAUCCCACCUUCUUAUCUAUCCCUUAUCACCACACCAGUUUUCUAGCUUCGCAGCAAAUUCAAUUCUCUCACACUGUCAGUUUGAUAAAAUUCGCCAAAGUGAAUAAUGUCUAAAGCACUCUUUAUCGUGUUAUCAGCCUUUGUGUCCCUCAAUUUUGUGCAUUGUGACGAAAUUUGCCUUGAUGAUGCAGAAAAACAAGAAGUGUGCAAAUUCCCAGUUGAAACCAUUACCAAAGAAGACAUGAAUCUCUUGAAAGUGGAAUUCCAAGAGGCAUUUUGUCGGUAUGGUUCGGUUUUCAGAAGCGUAAUAGUAGAGAAGAAAAGUCGAGUUAGAGCUUUUGAAGAACUUUACUGGGAUUCGUUAAAUUGUCAUGAUUUCCUGGACAAUUUUUCCACUCAGUUAUAUUGGAUGCCAGGCAGUAAGGCUGUGAAUUAUUUGAAUGUAUUUGACGGUGGAAAAUCUUCUGGCAUUGUCAUCAAGAGGAAUAUCGGAAAAUCUGGAAUAUUGAGUCAAAUAAGAGCAGAUUCGGCUUACAAACUGAAACAAUACGUUCGGGACAAUGUUGAUGAAGUUUACAUGUUGAUCAUAAAUCAACCUGACAUCUACACUUUAGAGAAUGUUGAGAAAGCCAACGAAAGGAAGAGACCAGUGGAAAUCAUCGAUUUGGGCACAUUUUCCAUCUUCAAUCCAACGGAGGAUUUCCAGGAAAUCAAUCUUCAUGUAAAUCUCACUGAUAAUGUCUUUAUCAAGCUAGAGAAUUACUAUUUCUUCCAAGAAAGUGCGAUCAGACUUCAAGAGGGUGACUACAAUUGGACAGAAAGAGGAUCUUAUGGAAGUACCUUGGAAAGGACAAGAACUAUGAAACUAACUCUAAGUUCCCCCCUUCCGCCAAGGACAUCAGCGUCAGGAAGGAUUUUCGCCACAGUAACUCUGACGAAGACUCCUUUUACAGCCAAUGUGAGAAUCAAUUAUGAGAAUUCAUCCACAGUCAUUUAUGGAGACUUUAAGAAGUAUGAGAAGAUAAAUCUUCGAGUAGAGAACCUCAAGCUGAGCACAAGUGAGCGACAAAUCCUCUUUGCCAGCUACUUAGCCUGCCUGGUUGGCUUAGGAGUGACUCUAAUCAUCGGCAUAUCCAUCUUCCUGAUUUGCCUCGUGGCUCAGAAGAAGAACAAGGAGUGCAUCUGCCCAACCUGCCCAACAGUCAAUCUGCAGCUGAAUCUGGCCAAAAAGAGGGCUUUUCUGGCAGACAAGGGCAGGAAAUGCGGAGCAGUUUUCUGCCAAGUUGGCAGGAUUUGUGGCUCUCUCUGUAAUUGCAUCUACAAAGAGAUCUUUUAAUGGGUUAAAAUAUUCCCCGACGAGUUGUGUGAACUCUGAGAAAGUUAAUUACCCAGUCACGCACUCGACGCAUUGAUUUUCACGCAAGUAUAUUCAAGGAGUGUUGUUUUGUGCUUUGACCCCCAAAAAAAGGGAUACGCAAUAAAUUGAUUUGCAUAUGACGAAAAUGAAUCAUUUAUCACAUUCGGCAUGAAAGAAAGCUUUUAUGACGGUCUAAAGUAGUCUUUAAGGUGUUUAAUAAAAAACAUGAAAAGUGA